ACUAACCAAACAAAACCACAGCAAAGAAACACAAAGUUUCCUUGUACUAUAUAUCACACUACGCCAUGAGUGUUGCAGUCAAGGUUUGCGGCCAAGUACCCGGUGUGGAGAAGUGGAUUAAAAUCCCCGAUGUCAGUAGCCACUGCGUGCAAGAGGUCGCAAAGCUUGCGGUGGAACAGUUCAACGUUCAACAUGGACACAGUCUUAAAUACGAAAGCAUUCACGAAGGUUGGUUUUGUGAACUGGGUCAAAACAACCUAAAGUACCGUCUUCAUAUUAGGGCGAUAGACUUUCUUCAACGCUCUCUCCUGUAUGAGGCACUUGUGUUCGAAGAGAAACCUAAGCUUGAAAGAAUCAGAAAGUUGAUAUCUUUCUUGUAUAUUUUGAAUUGUGGACACUAUGUUGGGCCGGUCGAUCCACCCAAAGUGGAGAAGUGGAUUAAAAUUCCUGAUCUUCGAGUGCCAUUUGUGCUAGAAGUUUCAAAGUUUGCAAUAGAUUGGUACAAUAAAAGUGGAGAAGGCUUAAAAUACGUUGAAAUCUACGACGGUUGGUAUGCAGAGAUGGGUCAAGACAACAUAAAGUUUCGCCUUCAUGUUAAGGCGAAAGACUGCUUGGGACGUUUGCGCAACUACGAGGCUAUUGUUCUUGUUAAGCAUUUUUUGUCGAAGAAAAUCAAGAUUUUCGAAUCUUUUAAGCUUUUGGAUCAAGUAAAGGUUGUGCCGGGAUGGAAUCAAAUACCCGAUGUUAAGGACCUUGGCUUGCAAGUGGUUAUAAAGUUUAUUUUGGAACAUAUCAAAAUUAAGUUCGGAGAUAGUUUGAAAUUUGAGAUCAUUUAUGAAGGUUGGUAUUUUGAGUUGUGCCCAAACAGCCUAAAGUACCGUUUCCAUGUUAAGGUGAUAGACUUUUUGGGUCGUUCUCUCAAAUUUGAGGUUGUUAUUAUCGAAGAGAGACGUGACCAUGUAAGAAUAUGGAAGCUGGACUCUAUCGUUCUCAUAGUAGCUCCUGCACCUCAAGAGAAGAAGUGGAUAAAAAUUCCUAAUGUUCAGGUGCCGUUAGUGCAAGAGUUGGCAAAGUUUGCCGUGGAUGAACAUAAUAAUAAGAGUGGAGAAGGCCUAAAAUACGUUGAAGUCUACGACGGCUGGUUUAUGGACCUGGGUCAAGACAACAUAAAGUUUCGUCUUCAUCUUAAGGCGAAAGACUGGUUGGGGCGCAUACGCAGCUAUGAGGCCGUUGUGCUUGUUGAGCACUUUUGGUCCAAGAGAAUCAAGAUUCUCGAAUCUUUCAAGUUUUGCGGUCCCGUAGUGGUCGAACCCAAGUGGAUUCAAAUACCUUGUCUUAAGGAGCCCGGCUUUCAAGUGGUUAUAAAGUUUAUUUUGGAACAGAUCAAAAUUAAAUUUGGAGAUAGUUUGAAAUUUGAGAUCAUUUAUGAAGGUUGGUAUUUUGAGUUGUGCCCAAACAGCCUAAAGUACCGCUUCCAUGUUAAGGUGAUAGACUUUUUGGGUCGUUCUCUCAAAUUUGAGGUUGUUAUUAUCGAAGAGAGACGUGACCAUGUAAGAAUAUGGAAGCUGGACUCUAUCGUUCUCAUAGUAUCUCAUGAACCUCAAGAGAAGAAGUGGAUAAAAAUUCCUAAUGUUCAGGUGCCGUUAGUGCAAGAGUUGGCAAAGUUUGCCGUGGAUGAACAUAAUAAUAAGAGUGGAGAAGGCCUAAAAUACGUUGAAGUCUACGACGGCUGGUUUAUGGAUCUGGGUCAAGACAACAUAAAGUUUCGUUUUCAUCUUAAGGCGAAAGACUGGUUGGGGCGCGUACGCAGCUAUGAGGCCGUUGUGCUUGUUGAGCACUUUUGGUCCAAGAGAAUCAAGAUUCUCGAAUCUUUCAAGUUUUGCGGUGGUGUGGUGGUCGAACCCAAGUGGAUUCAAAUACCUAAUCUCAAGGAGCCUGGCUUUCAAGUGGUUAUAAAGUUUAUAGUGGAGCAGCUCAAAAUUAUAUUUGGAGAUUGUUUGAAAUUCGAUAGCAUUUAUGAAGGUUGGUAUUUUGAGUUGUGCCCAAUCAGCCUAAAGUUCCGUUUGCAUAUUAAGGCGAUAGACUUUCUGGGACGUUGUCUCAAUUAUGAAAUUAUUAUUGUCGAAGAGAAACGAAUUUUCAAGCUGGAAUCUAUCAUCGUCAUAUUGUCUCCUGGACACUGCGUUGGGCCUGUGGAUCCACCCAAAGUAGAGAAGUGGAUUAAAAUCAGUAAUCUUCAGUUUUCAUUCGUGCAAGAGGUAUCAAAGUUUGCAUUGGAUGACUUCAACGUUAAAUCUGGAGAUAGCCUCAAAUACGAUGGCGUUUACGAUGGUUGGUAUAUGGAGAUGGGUCAAGACAACAUAAAGUUUCGUAUUCAUUUAAAGGCAAAAGACUGUCUGAGUCGGGUGCACCAUUACGAGGCUUAUGUGUAUGUAAAGCAGUUUCUUAGUAAAAGAAUCAAGAUCGUGGAAUCUUUUAAGCUUAUCGAAAGGAAGUGUUGAAACUCCCCCUUCGUAUUUUGUAACAUGCGAUAGUUACAAAAAAUCGUGUUUGGCUAUCUAUAAAGAAAUAGUCGUGCAGGAAUGAAAUAAAUCUUUUUCAAGCAUA
This is a messenger RNA of Cucurbita moschata (crookneck pumpkin), 2607 nucleotides long. RefSeq lists its product as uncharacterized. The coding region runs from base 66 to 2501 and encodes 811 amino acids. The record is from RefSeq and is a predicted model, not a curated record. Gene Ontology annotation, molecular function: cysteine-type endopeptidase inhibitor activity. Lineage: Eukaryota; Viridiplantae; Streptophyta; Magnoliopsida; Cucurbitales; Cucurbitaceae. The transcript has a single exon.